Molecule: messenger RNA, 393 nt
Organism: Caenorhabditis remanei
Lineage: Eukaryota; Metazoa; Nematoda; Chromadorea; Rhabditida; Rhabditidae
Exons: 5
Coding region: 1-393 (130 amino acids)
Source: RefSeq, a predicted model, not a curated record
AUGAGGUUCCGUCAGACCAAUACCCAACCGGAAUCAAAGCCUGUGUACAAGGCAGACACUCUUAUGGAGUAUGCUGUCCGACAAAAAAUCACCAAAGCCGAGGCUGCAAAAAUAAAGAAGGAGCUGUCAUUCGAAGUUUUGAAUACAGCUGGAAAUGAGGAAGCGAUUGCACAAGUGAUCGCCGAUAUGAGCUCUGGUCCUCACUAUGGACCAGUCUUCGAAGAUCUGAAAAAAGAUGUCCCGCUAUUAAAGUCGAUGAUAGUGGCGAGACAAGAGUUUAUCGAUGCGCCCGAGAGGUUGAAGGCACUGUUUAAAAUUGAGGCCGACAGCAACACCUCAGCCGAACAACCUGGACCAUCAAAUGGCAAAGAAACUGGCAGCACAUCCAUUUAA